UUUGCAAUGUUAUAGCAACGAAGUUUAAAUUUUGUUACAAAAUUAAUGCCGACAGUUCGGUGUUGAAUUCUUUUAUAUCAUAACUAUUUUAUUAUUUGUUAUAUAUAUUUUUUUAAUUUAUUUAAUUUGGAAAAACGCAAUAUAUUAAAAAAGUAAUGGCUUCAUUUCGUAUUCAUGAAGAUCAAGAAAACAUUCAUGUUGGAGAUAUUCGGCGUAACGUUAAAGAAGUAUUUCAACAGAAACGGAAUGUUUUAGGUUCUAUCAACACAAAUAAUAAUCAAUUCGAUGGACAAACAAGAGCUUCGAAACAGCCUCUUAAAUCAUCAAACAUUCCAAAUGUGCCAUCAAAUGAGAAUAAUGAAAAUUAUCAACCAAAAAAAUUCUCAACAAAACAGCCACCUCCAGCUGUACCAGUUGCACAAUUUGAGGCUUUCAAGGUAUAUGAAGAAAAUAUUGAAAACAAGAAACGUGCCGAACCUGAAAAGAAAGUACCUGAACCAGAAGUAAAAUGCAAAGUCAACGAACAACCAGCCAAGGAAGAAAUACAAAUACCACAAGUGGUAGAAGAAUCAUCCAAAAUUGACGAACAUGCAUCACUUAAUUCAAGUGCCAUCACAGAUUUGCCAAUGAGUAUAGACAAAUCACUUCUUGUAACGCAACGUAGUGAUGUUAUUUACGAUAUCAAAGAGUAUGAUAUUUAUCGUGAUGAUAUUUAUAAGUAUAUGCGAGAAUGUGAAACACGGCAUCGGCCAAAACCUGGCUAUAUGCGAAAACAACCUGAUAUUACUUAUUCAAUGCGCACAGUGCUUGUGGAUUGGUUAGUGGAAGUUGCUGAGGAAUACAAAUUACAACCUGAAACUUUGUUUUUAGCUGUGUCGUAUAUUGAUCGAUUUCUUAGUUACAUGUCAGUGGUUCGAGCUAAAUUACAAUUAGUUGGUACAGCUGCUAUGUUUAUUGCUGCAAAAUAUGAAGAAAUCUAUCCACCCGAUGUUGGAGAAUUCGUUUACAUAACAGACGAUACAUACAACAAAAAACAAGUAUUACGAAUGGAGCAUCUUAUUUUAAAAGUAUUAUCAUUUGAUUUAUCAGUGCCAACACCUUUAACUUUUGUCAGAGAAUUUUGUACAACCAACAAUUUUGAUGAUAAAACUACAAGUCUUGCCAUGUACCUAAUCGAGUUGUCGUUAUUGGAAGCCGAUCCAUACUUACAAUUUUUACCAUCACAUAUAGCUAGUGGUGCAAUUGCAUUAGCUCGAUAUACUGUUGAUGAUGAACCAUGGCCCAAAGAAUUUGAACAAUCAACUCGUUACUCAUUAGAAUAUUUACGACCAUGUAUUGCACAUUUAUAUACAACAUUCACAAAUGCGUCCACAUUAGAACAACAGGCUGUACAAGAAAAAUACAAACAUUCCAAAUAUCAUCAUGUAUCAUUAAUAUUACCAAAAGAUCCAACGCCUGAUUUUAUAGAUUUACAACAAUAUUUACCAGCCACAGAACAACAAAAGCAAGAAUCUUUAACGGCACAGCAGGCGUUUGAGCAACAAGUACAGAAAUAGUAACUAUUUUAGUAUAAUUAUUUUGACAGACCUUACAAAUAUAUUGUAAGAAUACGAAAUGUAUUUUAAUGUGUUUCCCCUUUUAAGGAAAGGUAUUCUUUGUUUACAUUUUGGAUAUAAAGAUGGUCCUAAUCUAUGAAACGCUUAUAAACAAUAAAAAAAUUUCUUAUUUUUUAAGUAGAAUGUAAAUACUCACCAGCAAUUUUUUUUAAUUCGAUAAG
This is a messenger RNA of Chrysoperla carnea, 1777 nucleotides long. Its product is annotated as cyclin-A2-like. The record is from RefSeq and is a predicted model, not a curated record. Gene Ontology annotation, cellular component: cyclin A2-CDK2 complex; cytoplasm; nucleus. The transcript has 4 exons. Gene Ontology annotation, biological process: regulation of cyclin-dependent protein serine/threonine kinase activity; mitotic cell cycle phase transition. Gene Ontology annotation, molecular function: cyclin-dependent protein serine/threonine kinase regulator activity. NCBI's taxonomy places the organism in Eukaryota, Metazoa, Arthropoda, Insecta, Neuroptera, Chrysopidae. Bases 156 to 1556 code for a protein of 466 amino acids.